AUUACAUUUGCACUGCGCUAAGUCAAGGGAACGAGUACAAACGUUCACACCAAAUCUAUAAAGCCUUUGUUGUCAUCACAUCAUCUUCCACUAUCAAAGCAAAAUAAAAAAUAAAGGGAAAAAAAAAAUUAUUUGUGGAUGCCAAGGUUUUCACAUAAAACAACCACUUCUCCUCGUCUGAACACCAAUUAUUCUUUUAGUUUUAGCCAUGGCUUCCACCAAAAAGCCAUUUCUUCUACUCGCCACCAUUUCUGCAACUCUGGUAGCUCAAGUUUGCAGCUUCUUCAUCGACUUCCCCCUCGCCACCAACUACGAUCAGCUCGCCACGCUCAUCUGGAACUACGACACCAGCGUCUUCCAUGGCGAUCACGUGCGCCCUCCACCCCCUCUCGAAAUUAAAGCCGUCGCCAAUGCCUCCGUGCGAGUCGUUUACUACGAGAAAUUCCGGCUAAGAAACGGAGGUAAAACGGCGACGUUUGUCGCCAAUUUUGUGCUUAAUUUAGGGUCGGAGACAAAUUCGCCGCCCGGAAAUGAAGGGGUGGCGUUUAUUCUUGCUGCGGAUCCUUCCCCUCCGGCCGCCAGCGAGGGCCAGUGGCUGGGAAUUGCCAAUUCAACGAUGAACGGGACGGCGGAGGCGGCGAUUUUCGCAAUUGAAUUCGAUACGAGGAAGAAUUUUCCGGAGGAUGUGGACGGGAACCAUGUGGGGUUGGAUUUGAACAGUGUUUACUCUGUUUCGCAGAAGCCAUUGUCGGAAUUUCGGGUUAAUCUUUCGGCUAUGACGGAUGUUUUUGUCAGAGCGGAUUUUGACGGCCAAAACAUUUCAAUUUACGUUUCUACGUCGUCCAGAUUGGAAGAUCAGUUGAAAAGCCGCGUGAUUUUCCAUCCCCUGAAUCUCUCUGUUCUCCCCGACGAGGUUUACGUUGGCUUCUCUGCUUCGAAAUUCAAUUACGAAUCUCAAUUGAAUUGGAUCAAAUCAUGGCAAUUCUCCGGCACUGACGUUGUCGACGACGACGACAAACAUCACCGCCGCGGGUGGGUUUGGAUCACCGCCGUCGCCGGAGGACUCGUUUUCAUAUCUGGGGUUGCCAUCCUCUGCUUCUGGGUCGUGAGGAAACGCCAAAUGGAAGAUUCGGAAGAGGCAUAUCCAGACAUAGAAGAUCAGCUUCAAGAUUUCUCCAUAUCCCCACGAGUUCAAAAGUUCGGAUUCACAGAGCUGAAGAAUGCAACCGGCAAUUUCGACCCCAAGAACAGGCUCGGGAGAGGCGGAUUCGGAACGGUUUACAGAGGAAAUUUGAUGAACAAAGACGUCGCCGUGAAGAGAAUCUCAGAGGAUUCCCGUCAAGGGAAGCAAGAAUUCAUCGCCGAAGUGGCAACAAUCGGUGGCCUCCAUCACAAGAACCUCGUGAAAUUAAUCGGAUGGUGCUACCAGAAGAGAGAUCUUUUGCUCGUAUACGAAUACAUGCCCAACGGUAGCUUGGACAAGCUGAUCUUCGGCGGCGAUGACAAGUCCUCCACCGCACCCAAUUGGGAAAUUCGACAAAACAUAAUCUAUGGAGUAGCAGAAGCUUUAGAUUAUCUCCACAACGGGUGCGAGAAGACAGUGCUGCACCGCGACGUGAAAUCAUCAAACAUCAUGUUGGAUUCGAGGUUCGAAGCGAAGCUGGGGGAUUUUGGGUUGGCUCGAACAAUUCGUCGAACAGAACAGACGCAUCACUCCACGAGAGAGAUAGCAGGGACGCCAGGAUACAUGGCGCCAGAGAUUUUUCUAACCAGCAGGGCCACAGCAGAGACAGAUGUGUAUGCAUUUGGAGUUCUAGUCUUGGAAGUGGUGUGUGGGAGGAAGCCGGGAAGCCCAUCGGAGCUCGGGGGCUACGACGGGAGCCUCGCGCAUUGGGCGUGGGAGUUUCACAAGGAAGGGAAGAUUGGUGAGGCAGUGGAUGAGAGGAUUGAAGUCGAAGGGGAGUUUGUGAAGGAAGAAAUGGAGUAUCUACUGAUUUUGGGGCUGGCUUGUUGCCAUCCAAAUCCUCUGCAAAGGCCAACAAUGAGAAAUGUUCUUCAAGUGCUAAAAGGGGAAGCAAAUCCACCAAUUUUGCCCAAUGAAAGGCCUUCAUUUGUGUGGCCUCCCAUGCCCCCAUCCUUCAAAGAAGACACAGACAGCUCUCUCAAAGAUAGCCAACUUGCUCCAUUCACAAAGCUCUCAGGAAGACAUACAUCAAACGUCAGCAGCAGCAUUUCAGGCCUUCCCAGUUUCUCUCCUUGUUUGACCUCACAACAAAGGAGAGUUCAACCGAUUCUCUGCAAGACGCCAUUGUUUUUCCUCUGCAUACAGACGAUGAGCUCUUCUCUAGCAACUAUCAGAAUUCUCCUGCUGGCCACCGCCGCCUUCUUCGGCUGCGCUGUCCACCCCACACGGUGCUUCUUUAUCAACUUUCCAUUCUUCAGCGCUGAUGACCCGUCCGAGUUCCUUCUGAGUAAUAAUGCUGCCAUCUUCUUGGACGCCUUGCAAGUCACACUGGACGUCCGAGGAGCUUCCAUCGCCAACGAGUCUGGAAGGGUAGUUUACAGAAAACCAUUCAAGCUCAAAUACAAUGAUAAAAUCGCAUCUUUCACCACCAACUUCGAGAUCAAUAUCAGCCCGGUGUCGUCGCCGGCCGGUGAGGGUAUGGCCUUCAUACUAGCCGCCGAUGCUUCUCCUCCCACUGGCAGCUACGGACAGUGGCUGGGGAUUGUCAAUGCCUCCACAAAUGGAACGUUGGAGGCAAAAAUAUUGGCGAUCGAAUUUGACACCAGGAAGAAUUUCCCACAAGACGUCGACAGCAACCAUGUGGGUUUGAACAUCAACGGUAUCUUCUCCAUUGUUCAACAACCAUUAUCCGACUUCCGCGUUAAUCUUUCAUCUGCUAAUUCAAUUUUUGGGAUAAUCAAAUAUGAUGGGACGUACAUUUCAGUCUUUGUUUCCAUGUCCAACAAAAAAGAGGAUCAACUUAACAAUCUCGUCAUUUUUCGACCCUUGGACCUCUCCAUCCUCCCAGACAAAGUUUUCGUGGGAUUCUCAGCUUCAACAAGCAAUUAUACACAGUUGAACAGUGUGAAAUCGUGGCAAUUCUACGGCACAGAUUUCAGUAGAGGAAAAGGACCCCUGUGGGUGUGGCUCACAGUAGCUGGAGUUGUAGCAGGGCACAUAUGUGUGGCUGGCCUUGCCUUCUUUUUCUGGGAGACGAAACGUCGAAUGGACCAACCAGAUGAACCAUAUGGAGGCAUAGAAGAUCAGCUUAAAGAUUUCUCCAUAGCACCACGAGCCCAAAAGUUCGGAUUAAGAGAACUCAAGAAGGCAACAAACGAUUUUGAUCCCAAGAACAGGCUUGGAAAAGGUGGUUUUGGAACAGUUUACAAGGGAAUCUUGUUAGAUAAAGAGGUAGCCAUCAAGAGAAUCGCAGAGGACUCACGUCAAGGGAAGCAAGAGUUCAUAGCAGAAGUUGCUACUAUUGGCAGCCUUCAUCACAAGAACCUUGUAAAGCUAACCGGAUGGUGCUAUGAAAAGAGAGAUCUUCUACUUGUCUACGAGUACAUGCCAAACGGCAGCUUGUCCAAGCUGAUAUUUGGCAACAGUCAGAUCGAUGGGAUGGAGUUGGCACACAAUUGGGGAACUAGACGAAACAUAAUCUGUGGGGUGGCUGAGGCUUCGGAUUAUCUUCACAAUGGAUGUGAGAGGACAGUGCUCCAUAGAGACAUAAAGUCAUCCAACAUCAUGUUGGACUCAAAGUUCGAACCUAAGUUGGGAGAUUUCGGAUUGGCUCGAAUAAUCCAUCGAAGUGAGCAGACCCAUCAUUCAACAAGAGAGAUAGCAGGAACACCUGGCUACAUGGCUCCAGAGAUUUUUCUAACUUGUAGAGCUACGACAGAGACAGAUGUAUAUGCCUUUGGAGUUCUCAUCCUAGAAGUUAUGUGUGGAAGAAAGCCAGGAAAUCCAUCUGAGCUUGGUGGCUAUGAUGGCAGUCUAGCACAUUGGGCAUGGGAGUUUCAAGGGAAAAUUGUUGAAGCUGUGGAUGAGAGAAUUGAAGGACAAUUCAUUGGAGAAGAACUGGAGCAUCUAUUGAUUCUGGGGUUAGCUUGUUGCCAUCCCAACCCGCUCCAAAGGACCACCAUGAGAAAUGUUAUGCAUGUGCUCAAGGGGAAGGCAAAUCCACCAGUUUUGCCCAAUGAAAGGCCUUCAUUUGUGUGGCCUCCCAUGCCCCCAUCAUUCAGAGAAGAUGCAAACAACUUAGUGAAAGAAAGUCAGCUUACUCAAUUCACAGAACUUACUGGGAGAUGAUAUUUUCAUGAAAGGUUUUGUGCUUUGUCAUGCAUGGAAUCUGCCUCUAUGCAUGCCAUGUGCCUUCUCUCUCUAAAAUAUAUAUAUUUUUAUUUAUUUUGAAUUAGAAUGUAAUAAGGAAAAUCAAUCUUAAAUGUUUGUGGCAGAGAAAGUGUUCAAAGUCUCUUCUAAUAUAUAAUCAUCUUCUAUGGAGGCUUAUCUUUUGAUCCACACAAUCAAUAGUAUGUGUGUAUAAUGCAAUAAAGCAUUUUUCUUUAAGAUAAGAUCAUGAAUUCCAGCCUUACAUUACGACUCAUGGGGUGUAAUUCAUAAUAGCUAGGUGGAAAAGAGUUCCCAAGUCUUGAGGAUACUUGUUUGCAGAGUUUAGUUUAAAUAGUUUAUGGGUGAUGAGAGCUUUCAAAAAGAGUGAGUUGCCUAGGGAUUCUAUGAUCUAGAUGCAUGCAUACCCUAACAGUGUGAGUUAUAUGGAGAUUUUAGAGAUCCUAGAGAAGUCCAAAUCCGUCUUGCAUGUCAAUCUCCCUUGACAUCAUGAGCGAUGUUGAAGGUUAAAUCUUUGCAAGUCCAUUAUUUGACUUGAUUCUGAUCCCUUUCAACAACCUUUUCAAAGACAAGCUUAUCUAUGUAGACAAAAUUGUUCGUUACUCCAGUGUCAGACAAAGGAAUCUUUCCAUUACUAUUUUUCUUGAGGAACAUAAAUCAAUCCUUAGUAUGGGCAACAUAGCCCUCGGCAGAACAAUGUCAUGGUACAUGGAACCUAAAAGUUUAUGGAUCUCAUGUAUUACCUGAUCCUUAUAUGCUUUUCUGAACUAAUCAAGCAGCCAUCGCAUAAAGGAAUCGAUGGUUAGGGGAAUCUUGCAUCCAAUAGCUCCCAUUACAAAUGUAGUAAGAGCUUGAUGGUGCCUUUGGUGCAUCAAACCACUUGCCCUUGCUGUUGAUGAAUGAAUAGCUUGGGUGCCUAGUAUCUCGCUUAUGAGGCAAACUAGCGCAUGAGCUACUACCAUGUCGGUGUAGUGAAGUUAGUCAUGCGUUGCAUUUAGAAUAGCUUCUAGAUGAUGAUGGUAGGAGUUGGUGGGGAAAGGUCCACUAGAACUCAAUUUCAACAAUGGCAAGGACAAGCUCAGUCACAUCUAUCUUUUAAGCUCUAGCUCGACUCAUGUUGAAGUUCAUCCAAAAAAUAACCUAAGAAGUUAUCAUCUAACAUGGGAGAAUUCUCUAAUAUAAGUGAAAUAAACUCAUCAUCCUCAAAAUAGCUAUGGAUGUCACCCUUACAUGAAGCCUAUGAAAAUAUCAACAACCUCAUAUGAUAAUCUUGUGAGAUCUCUUAAACUUUUUUCAUGUUUGGAUGACACACAUCCCACAUUCAAGAUAAAUGUGUUCUUCUAUUAUCUUGUGUGCGCAAAUGUAUAUGAUUUUUACAACAAGAGGCGUAUUCAAUUAUCCUUGUGGUAGCAAUAACUACAUUCGUUGUCCUUAUAUUUGUCCCACUACAUGACACAUGAUGACUUGCAUGUUCUUAAGGAUUUAAAGACGUGCAUUAAUCCACAGACUACCAAAUCAUAAAUCCAAAAAAUUACGUUCAAAAGUAAUAAACCAACUAAUCAUAAGCCUAGUUAAAGAUUUUCAUAAUGCUCAAUAAAAUUUCGCAAUAACUAUCUCUAUAGUUAC
Messenger RNA from Momordica charantia (bitter melon), 5977 nucleotides. Lineage: Eukaryota; Viridiplantae; Streptophyta; Magnoliopsida; Cucurbitales; Cucurbitaceae. The record is from RefSeq and is a predicted model, not a curated record.